UACAACAUGGCGGAAAGUGAGAGGUUGAGCCCCUUUGUAUAUUGGGGUCAGAAAACAGACCAUGUCUCGUUGAAAAUUGAUCUGAAGGAUGUUGUUGAUCCCAAAGUCGAUUUGACUGAAGAUGGCUUAAAGUUUGAAGCUGAUGGGAUUGGUGUCAGGGGCAACAACUUUUAUCAGCUGGAUAUAGAAUUUUACCAUCCUGUGGAUCCAGACAAAAGUAGAUACAGAGUGUUGAAUAGGUGCAUUGAUUUUUACAUCCAAAAGAAGGGGAGUGGGGAAGUGUGGCCACGUCUUACAUACCAAAAACUCAAGUACCCCUGGCUUAAAAUUGAUUUUGACAAAGUUGCCUAUGAAGAUGAGUCAGAGUCAGAGGAGGAAGACAAGGCAAAAAAUAUGUCUGAGGAAGAUAUUUUAAAACAGAUUGAGAAAGAACUGGAUUUAGAUGCCGCUAAAAGCCCUGAUGUACCUGAUCUGAAGACAGCAUACCUGUUUUUCUACAAUCUUUUCCAAUUUGUUGGUUUCACCUUCAUAAGUAGUGUUCUUAUUGUAAAUUUCUGCAGAGAUAAACAAAUGGCAAUGACAUCCAGCUUCAGUCUGGUUGGAAAUCCUCUGAUGGUUUGUCAGACAGCGGCCAUCAUGGAAAUACUUCAUCCUAUGUUAGGGCUGGUCAAAUCAAGUGCAGUAGCCCCUUUAAUGCAGGUCCUAGGGAGAAAUUUUAUACUAUUUGUUAUAAUUCUUCAUGAAGAGAACAUACAAACUGCACCAAUAGUGUUUUUCUUGCUCCUGACGUGGAGUUUGAUAGAGGUUGUUAGAUAUCCAUUUUACAUGUUAGCAGUUCUAAAUCAAAAAGUUUACAUUGUCACCUGGUUGAGGUAUACAAUGUGGAUGCCACUUUAUCCUCUUGGUAUAUUUCUAGAAGGUGCUGUAGUGAUUUUAUCCAUUCCAUUAUAUGAACUAUCAGAGAGGUUCUGUCUGUUUCUACCUAACAGUGUCAACAUGGCAUUUUAUUUCCCAUGGUUUCUGUAUGCAUAUCCACCAGUUCUUCUAUUAGCUGGAUAUUACAUGCUCAAGUACAUGCACAGCCAAAGAAAGAAAGUUUUAGGUGCCACAUCAACUUCAAAAUCCAAAAAGUCAUCAUGAAUCAAUGUCCCCUGAGCAGCAAUCACCCUGUCUCAUUUCUUAAGCUUUAAUUAUUUUUAAUUCUGUUUGGUUCCAUGAAGAUUGGUUAUAAUUAAUUAACAUAAAUAGGAAUAAUAUGAGUAUUUUUAUUCCUCUUUUAAUACUGAUGAAUUUUACAAUAUUUUUAUUACCACACAGUAUGUAAAUCAUGAGCUGUUUCAUUUAC
This is a messenger RNA of Saccostrea cuccullata (small rock oyster), 1345 nucleotides long. RefSeq names its product very-long-chain (3R)-3-hydroxyacyl-CoA dehydratase 3-like. Gene Ontology annotation, molecular function: 3-hydroxyacyl-CoA dehydratase activity. The record is from RefSeq and is a predicted model, not a curated record. Gene Ontology annotation, biological process: very long-chain fatty acid biosynthetic process; sphingolipid biosynthetic process; fatty acid elongation. Lineage: Eukaryota; Metazoa; Mollusca; Bivalvia; Ostreida; Ostreidae. The coding region runs from base 7 to 1140 and encodes 377 amino acids. Gene Ontology annotation, cellular component: endoplasmic reticulum membrane. The transcript has 10 exons.